CGGACCCCCCCCGGCCGCGCCCUCGGAGCCGCCGGGGCGCAAAGCUCUCCCAGCAGGGCACCUACAGGAUGGCGAGAUGGCUGCCUCGCUCCACGGACCUGACCCGCUUCUGCCAGAAACUCAACAGAGUGAAGACCUUGGAGGCCGACAUGAUGGAGACGUCCUUCAACAGGUGCCUUUCCACCAUCGACUUGACGCUGCUGGGCAUCGGGGGCAUGGUGGGCUCUGGGCUUUAUGUCCUCACGGGCACCGUGGCCAAGGAAAUCGCCGGCCCCGCCGUCAUCGUCUCCUUCAUCAUUGCUGGCUUCGCCUCCCUCCUGGCUGCUCUCUGCUAUGCUGAGUUUGGGGCCCGGGUGCCCAAGACGGGCUCUGCCUACAUGUUCACCUACGUGUCCGUGGGUGAGAUUUGGGCUUUUCUCAUCGGCUGGAACGUGCUGUUGGAGUACAUGAUCGGGGGCGCAGCGGUGGCCAGGGCCUGGAGCGGUUACCUGGACUCCAUCUUCAACCACAAAAUUAAGAACUUCACUGAGACCCAUGUUGGCACCUGGCAGGUGCCCUUCCUGGCCCAUUACCCUGACUUCCUGGCGGCCGCCAUCUUGCUGGUGGCCACCGCCUUCAUCUCCUUUGGGGCCAAAGUGUCCUCUUGGCUCAACCACGUCUUCUCGGCCAUCAGCAUGGGCGUCAUCCUCUUCAUUCUCAUCAUGGGCUUCGUUCUUGCACAGCCCAAGAACUGGAGUGCCCAGGAGGGGGGCUUUGCCCCCUAUGGGCUGUCAGGCAUCAUGGCUGGCACAGCCACCUGCUUCUACGCCUUUGUGGGCUUCGAUGUCAUCGCAGCCUCCAGCGAAGAAGCCAGGAACCCGCAGAAGGCCGUCCCCAGGGCCAUUGCAUUCUCGUUGGGGUUGGCCACCGGUGCCUACAUCCUCGUGUCCGUGGUGCUGACGCUGAUGGUGCCCUGGCACACGCUGGAUCCCGACUCUGCCCUGGCUGACGCUUUCUACAGGAGGGGCUAUGCCUGGGCAGGAUUCCUGGUGGCUGCCGGCUCCAUCUGCGCGAUGAACACGGUCCUGCUGAGCAACCUCUUCUCCCUGCCACGCAUCGUCUACGCCAUGGCCGAGGACGGGCUCUUCUUCCAGGUGUUCUCCCGGGUGCACCCGCGCACACAGGUGCCCGUCAUCGGCAUCGUGGUCUUUGGGCUGCUCAUGGCCCUGUUGGCCCUCGUCUUCGACCUGGAGGCUCUGGUGCAGUUCCUGUCCAUCGGCACGCUGCUGGCCUACACCUUCGUGGCCGCCAGCAUCAUCGUGCUGCGCUUCCAGCAGCAGAAGGCGGACGGCCCCGCGCAGCCGGCGGGCAGCCAGCCCAACCCUGAGCAGCGUGAGGGCAUCGCUGCCCCCGAGCUGAAGGAGUACGAGUCCUUCUCCGACAAGCUGCAGCUGGUGGGGAGUGACAAGAGCAAGGAGCACCGCGAGCCAGGGCAGCUGAAGGCAGCCUUCGAGCCCUACCUGGAGUUUCUCAGUGACUUCUACCCGGGCGAGGUUGUCACGGUGGCUGUGGUGACCCUGAUGGUGUCUGCUGUCUGCCUUUGCUCAAUCUUGGUGUUUGGCAACACCCACCUUCACCUGCCCACCUGGAGCUACUCCCUGCUGCUCGUCCUCUUCAGCCUGGGCUUCGUGCUCAGCCUCCUCCUCAUCUGGGCACAUGAGCAGCAGCGCAGCACCCAGACCUUCCAGAUCCCCCUGGUUCCCCUGUCCCCAGCACUGAGCAUUGUCCUCAACAUCUAUCUCAUGCUGAAGCUCAGCUACAUGACGUGGCUCCGCUUUGCCGUUUGGCUCAUCCUUGGCCUGCUCGUCUACUUUGGCUACGGCAUCUGGCACAGCAAGGAGAACCUACGGGAGCCACGACCACAACGUGUCAGCGCCCGCUACGUGGUGUUCCCCAGUGGCAGCCUGGAGGAAACGGUGCAGGCAGUGCAGCCCAGCCCUCAGCCUGCCACCGGGCUGCCAGACACCGACACCACUGAGGUCAAGAGAUGACGCCCGUGGGAGGGGGCUCUGUGGCUCUGGCAGUGCCCACCCACCCUCCGGACCCCUCUGCUCUGCCUGACCCCUGUGCGGCGAGGGCUGCCCGGGUGCAGGGCUCUGUCCAGGGGUGCCGCUCACUCUUCCUUGCAGAGCAUGGUGGGGCUGGCCCCCUCCCUCCCAGCACUGGAGAGCAGCACUCUGCCCUCAGCCCCAGUGCCUGCCAUGCUCAGAGGGAGCCUCAUCCCCACCCUGUUUCCCUGCGCCCACCCAGAUGCCGUGCAGCAAAUCCCCUUUUUCCAGCUCAUCUCCACUGCCUUGCAUGGAUGGAGGAUGGAGACAGGCAGUGUGCCCAUCCCAGCCUCAUCCUGGCUUCUGCUGCAGCCCUGCUGAGCCCUGUGCUGCUGUUCCCUCUGCCCGAACCUCUCUGGUGCUUCUUCCCUUCGAUGCCAGUACUGAGAGGCACAAGGAGCAGCCAGGGCCACACAAGCUGGGGAUGGCAGCGUGAAGGCAGGGACCUGGUUUGUAGGCAGGACUAUGGAAAGGGUGGCACAGCUUGUGCCCUUCCCCUGUGCCCCAGCAGCUGCCACACCUCUGGGCUUGGGUGCUGCCUUUCCCAGGGGCUCAGGAUUGGCUCAGUGGGUGCUUUUUGGUGUCAUCCCCCCAGGUGCAGGUUUUGGAGGGUGCUGGAAGAGGCUGCCGGACCCCUCAGGCUUUGCAAUGCAGACCUCCUGCCCCACAGCAUCCCAGCAUCCUCCUAUGGGGCCGUGCCCUGCUGGGAGCUGCUCUUAUCCCCUGCCCAGUCCCCUUGGGGGCUCUGCACCCCUGGACAGUGCUCAUGUCCUGCUCCCCCCGCACUGUCACUGCUGCCCAGCCCCUGCCCCGCUGCGGCCCUGUUUGGCACCUCUGUGUAGUGGUUGUGAGCAACGGGCUGACCUGUUCACCCCCAUAAACGCUGGUUCUGCAAUGGCUCUGGGUGCAUGUGCUGUGUUCCCCUUAUAGCCCACUUCUUCCCUGCAGUGAAUGGCUUUUGGCCAGAGCUGUGGGCGUAGGGCAGGGAGCUGGAGCCCUAUGGAUGCAUAGAAGCUUUCAGCCCCAGUGUCAGCUGCAAGGACAGGGCUGAGCAGAGCGGUGUCCUGGCACUGGGAUAGGGUCUGUGGUGUUGUCCCAGAGCUGUGACCUGAGCUGAGAGAACAUGCAAAC
Centrocercus urophasianus (Greater sage-grouse) is the source of this 3218-nucleotide messenger RNA. It is a transcript of the gene SLC7A4, whose product is annotated as solute carrier family 7 member 4. The transcript has 5 exons. Gene Ontology annotation, cellular component: plasma membrane. Gene Ontology annotation, biological process: transmembrane transport; amino acid transport. The record is from RefSeq and is a predicted model, not a curated record. Bases 69 to 2030 code for a protein of 653 amino acids. NCBI's taxonomy places the organism in Eukaryota, Metazoa, Chordata, Aves, Galliformes, Phasianidae. Gene Ontology annotation, molecular function: amino acid transmembrane transporter activity.